AUGGGGCCUUUCCGAUUUUCCUCAGUCUUUGGCUUUACCUUGCUGUAUGCUGUUCUCACGUCUGCUCAGAACUUCACUGCAACCAAAACUCUGCCGAAGGUCGACUUGGGUUAUGAGAUCCACCAGGCCAUUAGUUUCAACGAAACGGGUCAACUAUACAACUUCUCAAAUAUAAGAUAUGCUCAACCUCCGGUUGGUUCACUGAGAUUUGCAGCACCACUGCCUCCUGCUGGAAGAAAUCCCGUUGUCCAGGAUGGGAGUAUCGGGCGAGUUUGCCCUUCUGCCAUUCCAAACUGGUCUCCUAUCGCCAAUGUACUCGAGGCAGAUAUCUUAGGAGGAAAUCUGUCAACCUUCGACUAUGACGCUCUCAACGAGCAAGUGCAAGAGUAUUGGUCGCAACACCCCCCUCCAGCUCAAACGGAUGGGCGAGCCACUGAAGACUGCCUUUUCCUCGACGUCAUUGUACCAAAAGCAGUAUUCGACGGAGGCCGAAGUCAUCUGAAAAGACGGUGGCAACCUGGAGGCGGUGCUCCAGUAGUCAUAUGGGUCUACGGUGGAGGCUAUACACUCGGCUCGAAAGAACAAUGGGGCAAUCCCUCUGGUUUGAUCAAAGCUAGUCAAAGCGGUGGUCAGCCGGGUAUUGUGUAUGUCACCUUUAAUUACCGCCUUGGGGCUUUGGGUUGGCUUGCUGGUCCUACCUUCCAGGCUUCUGGAGGAGUAUCUAAUGCCGGUCUAUACGAUCAACGACUGGCUAUUGACUGGGUCAAACAAAACAUUCAUCUUUUCGGCGGCGAUCCCAACAAGAUAACUCUCCUUGGUGAGUCUGCAGGUGGUGGCUCGAUUGUCCAUCAAAUUACAGCAUAUGGUGGAGAGAAAGGCGUUUCUUUCCAGAGAGCGAUAUCCCAAUCUCCAGGAUACGACCCAGUCCGAUCGUCCUUCUAUAUGGAAAACAUAACCAACAACUACCUAUCGAUCCUGGGCGUCCACUCCCUGGAAGAAGCUCGCCAGAAGUCAUCAGAUGAAGUAAUCUUGGCGAAUACCAUCCAAAUUGGGGGUUCCUACUAUGGUACUUUUACCUAUGGGCCCAUGGUUGAUGGGAUCUUCGUUCCCGAUGUGCCAGGUGUUUUACUGAGUACCGGUCGGUUUGCCAAGGACGUCUCUGUCAUGGUCGGUCACAACACGUUUGAAUCAGCAGGUUUUACACCUCCAUGGCUGACCACCGAGGACGACUUUCAGGUCUGGUUAGAAACUAUGUUCCCCGGCAUAACCCAAGAGGCUGUUGACCAUGUCCUGAACGACCUCUAUCCUCCUGAUUACGAUGGAAGUCAGUCGUACACCUCUCCAUUGGGCCGCAUAUUCCUCAUGGUCAAUGAAGUGAUUUUUGUUUGCAAUACUUUCUACGUCAACAACGGAUUCAACAACCAGACGUAUGCUUAUGAAUUCGAGAUUCCACCAGCCUUUCACGGACAGGAUAUUGUAUACACCUAUUACAACGGCGGAGGGUCGAGUGCCACCGUAAUUGCCCCUAUCGCGGAGAUGCUUCAGGGUUACCUGACCAAUUUCGCCAUGACUGGAAAUCCCAAUGGUGCAGACCUACCGUACUUCCCAGUUCAUGGACCGAACGCUAUACUCCAGGCGAUCAAGGCCAAUUCCACCGUACCAGAGCCAGAUGAGACGUCUAAUGAGAGGUGUCUUUGGUGGGGCAAGGGGCUAUACGCUUGA
Exophiala spinifera is the source of this 1722-nucleotide messenger RNA. RefSeq lists its product as uncharacterized. Bases 1 to 1722 code for a protein of 573 amino acids. The transcript is spliced from 4 exons. Lineage: Eukaryota; Fungi; Ascomycota; Eurotiomycetes; Chaetothyriales; Herpotrichiellaceae. The record is from RefSeq and is a predicted model, not a curated record.